Varroa destructor (honeybee mite) is the source of this 2426-nucleotide messenger RNA. RefSeq lists its product as uncharacterized. The record is from RefSeq and is a predicted model, not a curated record. Lineage: Eukaryota; Metazoa; Arthropoda; Arachnida; Mesostigmata; Varroidae.
AUAUUUAUUAGCAGAUCUCUCACAUCGAUCGGAGCUAAGCGCGUUAAAUAGUAUCGCGCAUUCGAAAAAGAGCCCCAGAAGCUGCGCGCCCGCAGACUUGCUUGCUGGUCCGAUUGCUAUGAUUGUCGCUGCUGUGGAGAAGACGCACCUACUCCACAGCACUAGAAGAGUGUAGAAAGAUGGACAAAGCCAGUAGAGUGCAAGCUAGCUAUCCAUAUGAGCGAGCACAAGUCUAUGGCCGCUGCUGCUACGAUUAACGCUUCUGGUUCCUGGCCGUUGCCUGCUACCCGAGUGCCACCCGCGCGUUAGCCUGUCUGCAUGCCUGCGACAUCUGCUGUGCGAGCUUAUUAGUUGCUUAUACUACCGCUGGCAAUGGUGGCUAGGCAAUCACUCCUCAUUAUUCCGUUCAUUCUAGAUACGAUGAGCGGGAACCGGAGAGCAAGCCGCCGCUCGACACGUUUGCCAAAUCCCAGACAUGGCAAUCGCCCGCCACUAACCGAAUGACACGAAAUGAGCGGACAGUGGCGCUCGCUGCAGACAUUUCAGCUUCGUAUCAGCAAAACCCGCAUCGUUUUCCCCUCAAAAACUCAAUAUAGCGUCUAUAGUGAAGUUAGGUUUGUUCUGUGGUGAAAACCGUUUCCAUGUCGACGCUGUGAAAAAUGUUAAUAUCCUCUCUCGAUAAACUCACCGCCCGCUCAGAUGUUUGUGUCCCAUAGCUGUGGCUGUAAGCCUAAGUGUUCGUUAGGCUUAGAGUGUGCGCCGAGUGCCCUGGUAGUGGAGUUGUGCCAGCCGUCUCCGUGACUGCAAAAGAGAUCUAGGGUAGUCGCGCUAAAAUUCGACGUCAGAGCGCAGGUGACGGCAUAGUUAGUCCGAUAUAAGACGUAGAGACGAGAAGUUUUGCUGUUUCGUCCUCAGUUCUGUGUAUUACAGUAUUGAAACUAAACGACUCGUGAAGAAGAAGUAUUGUGGUAGGGCGCACUUCGUUGUCGUCGGCGGCAGCAGCAGCGCAGGGGCUCAUUGGCUGGCGGGCAAUGAGCUGCAGUGCCGGGGCUGCGGCGACGACGACGACGAGGACAGCAACAAACGUAUCGCCAGUAAGUGGUGGUGAUCAGGUAACGGUGACCGGAAUGGAGACACAACAGGAAGAGGCCGACCAAGGAUCAUCUUCCAGAGGACGAGGAGCGUCGUCCAAAGAAAAAAAGUCUAUGUUGUCUAUGCUAGCUGAAGUAGCCUCAGCUACAUUGACCACUCCAGAUGCUAAAAAUCAGGUGCCUACGGGUCAGCUCUCUGUCGACCAACUGAAAUCCCUCAAUUCGACGCAGCUUUUGGAGCUGUUCGCCGUGAAAUUAGUUGAUGAGGCAAAAAAAAAAUACUCCUUUUCCUGUAAAAUGCAGUUGUGUAAUGUUACCUUCACUAGUCAUGGAACUGAAGUUCGAGCUCGUCAACAGAUGUGUGCACACUUGACCGAACAUCUAGAGGAAAUCAAGAAAAAUGUAGGUGAAGAGGCAGAUCACUGUAUUGUAGAAACUAUUGAAAUGGAACAUGAAGUUCAGCAUCAGGAAAACCAGGAAGCUCACAUGGUUGAGCAGAUGGAAGUUGUGGAAGAGAUUGUCGAGACCGGAGAAGAUAGCGUACAGGUUAUCCACGAGGGAAAUGGCGAGCAAAUUCUCGACGCGGUUUAUGAAGUCGAGGAACAAACGCCCACAAACGAGUGUCACGAAAGUCAUGAGCAACAACAGAUGCUGGAGGAAGCAACCUAUGAAAUAACAGUUAAUAGGAAACGGCGCCAUAGUGCGUCUUCGGCCACUAUGAGCGCCUCGGAACAAGAGGAUUUCGAACCUGAAAUAGUGAGUCUUGAUGACGGGGAGGUGUUCUUUAAGCCUCGUCGAACGAUGGAUCCGUGCGAACAGGGAGCUCAAGACUGGAGUCAACUGGAGCAAAUGCUCGAUCACACAUAUACCCACCCGUGCGGACCACCGGAACAACCCAGACAGAAGCAGCCAACUCUGCGGGUUCAUUUGGAUGACAGUGGAGACAAUAGCCUUAGUCAAGAAAUAUCUAGAAAACAAAUUCGACUGACAAUUCCAACGGCUCUUUGGCCUUCGGUGUAUACCCCGCUACUGCCAAACAUUUCGCAGAUUCAAGAGGUUGCUGUUGAACCCGUGCGAACUCCAACUCCGCCACCUGCAACAUCGCCGUCAGCUCCGACUUCAGCUCCGGCACAGACGAGGAUUAUACAGCCGCCCGUACGAACACAAUACAUUAUUCAAGGAAACACUGUCACUCACCAAAUGCCUCAACAGCACCACUUACAACAGAAAGCCCAACAGCAGCAGCACCAACAGCAACAACAACAACAACAGCAACAGCAACAGCAACAACAACAACAAAUUCUGCACUCGAGAAAAUCCAAUAAUCGAGAAUAA